Messenger RNA from Lodderomyces parapsilosis, 267 nucleotides. RefSeq lists its product as uncharacterized. Gene Ontology annotation, cellular component: mitochondrion; L-cysteine desulfurase complex. Lineage: Eukaryota; Fungi; Ascomycota; Pichiomycetes; Serinales; Debaryomycetaceae. The coding region runs from base 1 to 267 and encodes 88 amino acids. The record is from RefSeq and is a predicted model, not a curated record. The transcript has a single exon. Gene Ontology annotation, biological process: iron-sulfur cluster assembly.
AUGGUUGACUCUAAACAAGUUCUCAAAUUGUACAAACAACUUCUCAACAAAGCUUACAAGUUCGACAAUUAUAAUUUUCGUGAAUAUUCGAAAAGAAGAGUACAUGAUGCGUUCAAGGAACAUAAAUAUCUAACAGAUGAAGAACAAAUCAAUAAGUUUUAUAAUGAAGGAAUCGAUAAUCUAGCGUUGUUAACUAGACAAACCACAAUCUCCCAAUUGUAUACUUUUGACAAGUUGGUUGUUGAGCCUUUGAAGAAACAUCAUUAA